This is a messenger RNA of Danio rerio (zebrafish), 763 nucleotides long. Lineage: Eukaryota; Metazoa; Chordata; Actinopteri; Cypriniformes; Danionidae. The record is from RefSeq and is a predicted model, not a curated record.
CCCUUUGCCAGGGGAGGCUUUAAAAGGGACCAUGCACAUGCCCAGCUUUCACUCUCACAUCAGGACGUCCCAAGGGCAUCGAAGCGAGCAGACGAGAUGACUCACCACUGCACCAAGUUUUCUGGCCAUUGGAAGAUCAUCGUGUAUGAUGAGGAGUGCUUCCAGGGCCGUCAUCAUGAGUUCACCUCCGAGUGCUGCAACGUGAUGGAGUUUGGCUUCGAGAGCGUGCGUUCACUGAGGGUGGAGAGUGGAGCGUGGGUCGGUUAUGAGCACGCUUCUUACCAGGGUCAUCAGUUUGUGCUGGAGCGUGGAGAAUAUCCUCAGUGCGACUCCUUUGGAGGAAGCAAUGCUUACCACAUCGAGAGAAUGACCUCCUUUAGACCAAUCUCCUGCGCCAACCACAGGGAGUGCAGAAUGACCAUCUACGAGAGGGAGAAUUACCUGGGCCGUAAAGGCGAGCUGAGCGACGAUUAUCCUUCCCUUCAGGCUAUGGGAUGGUGCAACAACGAAGUGGGUUCUCUGCGUGUUCAGUCCGGAGCGUUUGUGUGCUACCAGUUCCCUGGUUACCGUGGAUACCAGUACAUCAUGGAGUGCGACCGCCACUGUGGCGAGUACAAACAAUUCCGUGAGUUCGGUUCUCAUUCCCAGACUCCUCAGAUCCAGUCCAUCCGCCGUAUCCAGCAGUAACGCAUCCCUGCUCCCUGCCAAAUCUCUCAUGCCCCUUUCUGCCCAAUGCUAAAUAAACUGUCUUUCUAAAACCUCA